Molecule: messenger RNA, 1724 nt
Organism: Carlito syrichta (Philippine tarsier)
Lineage: Eukaryota; Metazoa; Chordata; Mammalia; Primates; Tarsiidae
Gene: STX5
Product: syntaxin 5
Exons: 10
Coding region: 81-1148 (355 amino acids)
Biological process (GO): intracellular protein transport; vesicle fusion; endoplasmic reticulum to Golgi vesicle-mediated transport
Cellular component (GO): endomembrane system; SNARE complex; Golgi membrane
Molecular function (GO): SNARE binding; SNAP receptor activity
Source: RefSeq, a predicted model, not a curated record
GGGGGAGUUUGCGGGGAGGCGGCAAGCGACCCGGGGAAUGACACUCUCCCCUCCACCGCAGUCCGAGGUUAUGCGUCUCAAUGAUCCCGCGGAAACGCUACGGGUCUAAGAACACGGAUCAGGGCGUCUACCUGGGUCUCUCGAAGACACAGGUCCUGUCCCCUGCAACUGCUGGCGGUGACAGCAGCGACAUCGCUCCUCUGCCCCCCUCAGUGGCCCCGGUCCCUCCCCCUCCCGACACCAUGUCCUGCCGGGAUCGGACCCAGGAGUUCCUGUCUGCCUGCAAGUCGCUGCAGAGCCGUCAGAAUGGGAUCCAGACAAAUAAGCCGGCUCUGCGUGCUGUCCGACAGCGCAGCGAAUUCACCCUCAUGGCUAAGCGCAUUGGGAAAGACCUCAGCAACACAUUUGCCAAGCUGGAGAAGCUGACGAUCUUGGCAAAGCGCAAGUCCCUCUUUGAUGAUAAAGCAGUGGAAAUUGAGGAGCUAACGUAUAUUAUCAAACAGGACAUCAAUAGCCUCAACAAACAAAUUGCUCAGCUUCAGGAUUUCGUGAGGGCAAAGGGCAGCCAGAGUGGUCGGCACCUGCAGACCCAUUCCAACACCAUUGUCGUCUCCUUGCAGUCAAAACUGGCAUCCAUGUCCAAUGACUUCAAAUCAGUUUUAGAAGUUAGGACAGAGAACCUGAAGCAGCAGAGAAGCCGGAGGGAGCAGUUCUCCCGGGCACCUGUAUCAGCUCUACCCCUUGCCCCCAACCAUCUGGGGGGUGGUGCUGUGGUUUUGGGGGCAGAGUCUCGUGCCUCCAAGGAUGUGGCCAUUGACAUGAUGGACUCUCGGACCAGCCAGCAGCUACAGCUCAUUGACGAGCAGGAUUCCUACAUCCAGAGUCGAGCAGACACCAUGCAGAACAUUGAGUCUACAAUUGUUGAGCUGGGCUCCAUCUUUCAACAGUUGGCACACAUGGUUAAGGAACAGGAGGAAACCAUUCAGAGGAUUGACGAGAACGUGCUAGGAGCUCAGCUGGACGUUGAGGCCGCCCAUUCAGAGAUCCUCAAGUACUUCCAGUCAGUCACCUCCAACCGGUGGCUCAUGGUCAAAAUCUUCCUGAUCCUCAUUGUCUUCUUCAUCAUCUUUGUGGUCUUCCUUGCCUGAACCUUCUCCACUUUGAGGCACUCCAUGAGGGCUUGGGACCUUCCUGGAACGGCAGGUGGCCAGUACUACCACUGAGCCUGUGCAGGGUGCUUGGGAGAAAGGCCCUGUUUUCCUGGAACUGCUAAGCAGGGCCGCUGCCCCUGAUCCCCCAUCCCUUACCUCUGGUCACUCUGUCAUUUCCUCACCACCCUCAGGCCCAUGAAACACACACAGUUCUGGAUUGGACUCUGCUGUGAAGUGGCUGGAAGGGAGCAGAGGCCAGCUGGGGGCCAGUGGGGGAGGUUUUUAUAAACCCUCUCCAGCCUUUCUCAAAAGGACACUUUGGCAGCAAGGGGAGAUGACGCUCUUCCCCACCUUCCUGUGAGUGAGGAGAGGAAGCAAAACUGUCCCAGGGACCAACUUUCCCAUCUGGGUUAGAACUUGACCUCUUGCUUCUUCCUCUCUCCACCAUGUGAGGCAGGGGGCCCUGAGCCCUUCAGCUGCCUGUACAACCCCUGACAUUGGCUGCUGGUGACUCAAUCUGCCAAAUGUACUGCAGCCUGUUUUCUCCCAAUUACAGCAAGACUGUCAGCCUCA